Messenger RNA from Pleurotus ostreatus (oyster mushroom), 2340 nucleotides. RefSeq lists its product as uncharacterized. NCBI's taxonomy places the organism in Eukaryota, Fungi, Basidiomycota, Agaricomycetes, Agaricales, Pleurotaceae. The record is from RefSeq and is a predicted model, not a curated record. The transcript has 7 exons. The coding region runs from base 1 to 2340 and encodes 779 amino acids.
AUGCCUCGAAUACAGCACCUAUCAGCUCCCGCAAUAUACAAGUCUUUGGCAGCCCCGACUAUUCAAGUAGUCGAUAUCCAUAUCAGCGAGCUACGGCUUGACACGGUCACGAAAUUUCUUCAGAGCUGUGCAGACGAUGUGCCACUGGGCAUAUCACCAGAAUACGGUGCCCACGCUGCUUUGGCUGCGGUCGCAUUUUCAUCGCCAACUCAUGCAAUAUACCUACGCUUAUCCUCUAAACGGUCGAACCGGCCCUGCUCUCCCAAUCGCCUUCUUCUGCAGCCUCUCCUAGCCUCGACGUCAAAGAAAUACGCUCUACAAAUGGAUGUUUUAGCAACGGCCUUGUAUCUGGACCUCGACCUGCGGAUCAAUCACGGAAUAGAUAUGCUAUCCGCUGCAAAAGGCAAUCGAUAUUCACGACAGGCGGUUUAUGAUGUUUUAGGCGGGGACUCGAACAUUCUCGCGGACAAAGUCGAUGCUUUGUUCUUCAAUCAAGAACUUUCAAAUCGGCAACCCAUCCUAAGGGCGUGGGCAUUGUGCAAGGCGGCAUCUUCGGAGCAUGUACUAUCGAGACUCAGGCACACAAGCGAAAUCGACACCAGCCAGAUUUCUACAAAGCGUCUCUCUGUUUUGGCAAAACUCGUUCGCGACGCAGAGCUGCUCAAUAGAUUAAAGCCCACCGUGGUCAAGAACUCUGUCGAUCCGAAUGUAACGAAAAAUAAAUCUGGCGAAGUCAUCCUACAUUCGACCCGUUACAAAACUCGACUGAUGCCAAAUGGAAAUCCACUCCGAGUUGUGACUAUCAAUCAAAAAGGGAAGCAACAAGUCAAUACGGCUCGCUUGAAACGAGUCAAAGGGCGAGCGGCUACCAUUGACCCUAAGACCCCUCUGCAAGGAAACAAAGUAGUUUCCGUCUCGACCUUGGGCAGAGAACCACCCACCAACGCCGAACGGGUGCGAUUUGAGGUCGUGCUUUCGGCGUUACAGCGCACCUCCCGAGUCCUUGACCAGUCAUUCGUCCAACGCUUGUGGUUGCCAUCUGAAGCGUCCGCCACGCCCACCGUCGCUUCCAACUUCCCGACAGAUACCCCGAUCUACUCUCCCAAACAGGCGUUGAACGACUCUCAGCGAAAGGCUGUAUCUGCUAUUUUGGCGGCAGACGACUACAAGAGCAAUCUCACAUUGAUACAUGGCCCGCCUGGGACAGGGAAGACCACUGUGAUCGCUUCUGCCGUCACCAGCAUUGGACGGUUAUAUCCAUUUCGUCCAAUGUGGCUCGUUGCUCAGUCGAACGUAGCCGUGAAGAACAUCGCUGAGAAACUGGCAUCCGUGGGUUUCACCAAGUUCAAGAUCCUAGUUUCCGAGGGGUUUCACUUCGACUGGCACGAACACUUAUACGAGAAGAUUGCCCCUAACGUGAUACGUUCGGACGCGUUCACAAAAUCUUCCCUUGAAGCGUCCCGGCAAUUGCUCGACUCGAACGUGUUGCUAUGCACGUUAAGCAUGUUUGCCAACGACAGCAUGAAAGUGUACACCCGAUGUGUAGCAGUUGAGACCGUCAUCUUCGACGAAGCCAGCCAAAUUGAAGUUGGCUGUUACCUUCCAUUGUUCGCUCGUUUUAAUAGCACUCUUCGCAAACUAGUCUUUAUCGGCGACGAUAAACAGCUCCCACCCCAUGGACAAGGCGAUAUCGAGGACUUGCAGAGCAUCUUCGAAAUGGAACACCUACGCAACCAUGAUCGUAUGCCAGUCGUCAUCGGGAACUUCAUCUCGACCAAUGUCUAUGGGUCGAGACUAAGGACGGUACACCAGGUCAGAUGGCAACAAAGCUGCCUAUUUGUUGAUGUAUCGAACGGCAAGGAAGCACAGCAAGGGACCAGCUGGACGAAUAUCCCGGAGAUUCGAGCUGUUAUCAAGAUCGCUCAACGCUUCCACAAACAAGGAAAGCCAUACCGCAUAAUCACUCCCUACGACGCGCAGCGUUCAAAGAUUGAAGGAAUGCUGAAGCAAGAGAAGCUUCCCUGGGAGGACAAGUGCUUCAACGUUGAUUCUUUCCAAGGUGAAGGAGUUGCUCCUCACUUCCAUUCUGAAGGCGUAGUGCUGAAGUCGCUUCAUGGCAUGUUAGGCAACGAAGAAGAUCAUAUCAUAAUAUCCGUUGUACGCACCCAGAAGAUCGGUUUCCUCCAAGAAGCUAGGCGGGUCAACGUGAUGCUGACGCGGUGUAAGAAGAGUAUGGUUUUAUGUACAAACAAAGCCUUCAUACAGGGCCCUGCAGCCACGUCGCUGGUUGGUCGACUUGCGGCUCAAUUGGGCCCCAAGAAUUGGGUUGGCCUUGGAUGA